Mytilus trossulus (common blue mussel) is the source of this 1379-nucleotide messenger RNA. Its product is annotated as putative glutathione-specific gamma-glutamylcyclotransferase 2. NCBI's taxonomy places the organism in Eukaryota, Metazoa, Mollusca, Bivalvia, Mytilida, Mytilidae. The transcript is spliced from 3 exons. Gene Ontology annotation, biological process: glutathione catabolic process. Gene Ontology annotation, cellular component: cytoplasm. The record is from RefSeq and is a predicted model, not a curated record. Gene Ontology annotation, molecular function: gamma-glutamylcyclotransferase activity; glutathione specific gamma-glutamylcyclotransferase activity. Bases 269 to 925 code for a protein of 218 amino acids.
UAAAAAUUUCCACGUGUACACCACAAUAACAACAACAACACUAUUGUAAUAUUGUAAUUAAUAGAUGACGUUUUCAGUACACAACAUGCAUAUUUAUCAUGCAGUACUUUUACAACAGAAUAAAUUUGAAUGAUGCAACUCUGUAUCGGUACGACCAAUGAAAUUAUCGAUAAAAUGUACAUAUGAUUACUAGACUGGCGGAUACUUGUACCAUUAUAUAUAUUCUCGUGAUACGUUCAGUUCUAUUAAAUUUUAAAUUAUAAAAAAAAUGAGUAAUACGGUUUUAGAAUCUUUGAUCGACAUGGAAAGCAGUAUAUGGGUAUUUGGUUACGGAUCUCUUACAUGGAAACCAAAUUUUAUAUACAAAUCAAAGGAAAUAGGAUAUAUUCAUGGUUAUCAAAGAAGAUUCUGGCAGGGAAAUGUAACUCAUAGAGGAACCGUCAAUAAGCCUGGUCGUGUUGCCACUUUGAUUAGAUCGGAGAAGGAUGAUGUUUGGGGAGUCGCAUAUGAAAUUACUGGCAGUAAUCAUAUCCUGAAAGCAUUGAGUUAUCUAAAUAAAAGAGAAAGUAAAUUGGGAGGCUACAACACCGUAGUAGAACAUUUCUUUGCUCGAAAUAAAGAAACCCGAAAAGUACUAGUGUAUACAGCAACCACCGAGAACGAACAUUACUUAGGACCAUCUAAUAUGGCUACAAUGGCCACGGAAAUAAUGUCAGCUAACGGGGAGGCAGGUAGUAAUACUGAAUAUGUGACGCGUCUUGCUGAAUACGUACGAAAACACAUUCCAGAAGAAAAGGACCUUCAUUUGUUCACUUUGGAAAAAUAUAUACUGUACUUGACACAGCGUAGAAAUGUGACCCAUCGUGUUAAUGAUACUGUCAUACCUCUUACGUAUGAUCGAUUAAUCGGUGAAAUAAGAACUUGACGUGGAGUGGAAUCUACCAAUUGUGUUCAAACAUUUGAAUUCCGGUGCUAGACAAUAAGCGCAAUGGUUGUUAACAUAGUGAGACGGUGCUAGACAGUAUGUGCAAUGGUUGUUUGCUGGCUUAGAAAGCUGUUGCUAGAAAUCAAGUUGAAUUAUUGUUGAUAAAGUUCCUUGCUAGACAUUAUAUGCAAUGGUUGCUAUCACUUUUCUGUAUCAUUUAUUUCAGAGAAGUUUAUGUACAUGGGCAUUUGUAUUUGUAUUUUCUUUUCGAAAACAACUAUUUUUGAACAUUUCAAAGUUCAAUUUUACAUACAUGUACAUGUUAAUUUCAGUAUUUCUAUAAUCAAAUUAUAAUCCGUAAAAAUACACUUGUUUAUUGAUCAAAAGCAUUUUCGUGGAAUGAAUCUUGCCUUUUAUAUAGUUUUUAUGUAUAAUAAAUAUAUUUUCAUGUAAA